GAUGCGACGUGACAUCAGACAGGCGGGGCUACGCAGUGCGGCUCCGUCUCCCUGACAGACCGAAGCUUUCACCGUCAUGUCCGACAACAACAACGGGGAGGAGCCGGUGUUGCACGGUUCCUGGGUGGAGUUACAAAUGAACGGGAACAACAACGACAGCAACAGGAAUGGAGGCUUGGAACAUGUGCCGUCCUCCUCCUCCAUCCACAAUGGAGACAUGGAGAAGAUCCUACUGGACGCCCAGCACGAGUCUGGACAAACGAGUUCCAGGAGCAGCUCCCAGUGUGACAGCCCAUCGCCCGAAGAAGGACAGAUCACGUUUGACGUGGAGAUGCACACGAGUAGAGACAGCUUCCAGUCUGAAGAGGAAGCAGCCGAAGGAGACAAGGAAGUGGAUGUUUUAAAGAAAAGCACAGACUGGGUGUCUGAUUGGUCAAGUAGACCUGAAAAUAUCCCACCCAAGGAGUUCCAUUUCCGCCAUCCAAAACGAUCCGUAUCGUUGAGCAUGAGGAAGACCGGGGCCAUGAAGAAAGGUGGCGUUUUCUCAGCAGAGUUCCUGAAGGUUUUCAUUCCUUCUUUGUUCAUCUCCCAUGUGCUGGCUCUAGGGCUGGGUAUCUACAUCGGCAAACGUCUGACCCUUUCAUCCGCCAGUUCCUACUGAAGGAGCAUGAUCUGGAGUCUAAUCUGUGAUCCUGUGAAGGUUUGUUCCUGUCACGUUUUGUGCAUUGAAACUUUGCACCAUAUUAAGCAUGAUUCAAAUCAUCCAUUCCUGUUCACCCCUCCUCUCAACCCCGGGAUCCCUGUCUGGCCACCUUGUUGGUUCAGAGCGCCAAUCCCCGUCAUGACGAACCCGCGUCACAGAGGAUAACUCGUCUCUUACCAAUUCACUCGAGAGCCAGAAAGCACAGCUUGUCCUGGGGAUGGAGAGUCCGAACGGAGCAAUGCUGGAUGGGAAGCCUGUGGCUCUGUAAUUGAAUGCGCCAGGACAUGUUCGUGCCGUGAAGCUUUGCAACAACAAAACCUCUGACUUUUUAAAAACCCCUCUUAAAGUUUUUGCUUUUGCGAAGCCCGAAACUACCCCGAUCAGCAGAAGAUCUAAGCUUCAAAUCCAAGUUGCAUUAAGCAAGCCGCUUGUGGGGUUUAUAAAUUAUAGUACUGUAUAGGAAAGUGAAAAUUCAUAAAUACAGGGUUAUGCGACA
Messenger RNA from Spea bombifrons (plains spadefoot toad), 1199 nucleotides. RefSeq names its product BCL2 interacting protein 3 like (gene BNIP3L). The transcript has 6 exons. Gene Ontology annotation, cellular component: mitochondrial envelope; nucleus; mitochondrial outer membrane. Lineage: Eukaryota; Metazoa; Chordata; Amphibia; Anura; Pelobatidae. The record is from RefSeq and is a predicted model, not a curated record. Bases 77 to 661 code for a protein of 194 amino acids. Gene Ontology annotation, biological process: positive regulation of apoptotic process; defense response to virus; mitochondrial outer membrane permeabilization.